This is a messenger RNA of Styela clava, 1314 nucleotides long. RefSeq names its product tetraspanin-18-like. NCBI's taxonomy places the organism in Eukaryota, Metazoa, Chordata, Ascidiacea, Stolidobranchia, Styelidae. Gene Ontology annotation, cellular component: plasma membrane. The record is from RefSeq and is a predicted model, not a curated record.
UAUGUCACUAGAGCCGACGGAGAACGUUUCUGUCUGUAGUCUCUCGUUUUGUUAGGCACGUCAGUACGUACACGAGCGCCGUUUUGCCAGCUGCAAUCAGAGUAGUGUGAUAGUUAGUAUUCGACGGACGGAUCCGACAACGCCCAUUUACAUAUCUUGGCUGGAAAAGACCAAAAACGUGAAAAAUGGGUUGCGGAAUGACUCUCAUCAAAUAUAUGAUGUUUUUCGUCAAUUUCUUGAUAUUUCUUGCAGGUGCAGCUAUGCUCGCCGUUGGAAUUUGGGUUGUGGUUGACGCAGAUUCGUUCAAGAAUAUGGUGUCUUCAGAUCCAGCGAUAUUUUCUGGCAUCUACAUUAUAAUAGCAAUUGGAGCAGCAGUGUUUCUGAUUGGGUUCCUUGGCUGCUGUGGAGCAAUUAAAGAAAGUCGAUGCCUCUUGGGAACGUUCUUCGCCAUCAUCCUUGUCCUGUUCUUGAUACAACUGGUCGGGGCAAUAUUGGCAAUCGUGUACAGAUCAAAAAGUAUGGACCUCAUUAGAGAGCAGAUGGACGACUACAAAACCGACGCAGAUGUUAAAAAGGGUUGGGAUGAGUUGCAUACAGAGUUCAAAUGCUGCGGAAUUGAUGGACCAGGAGACUGGGGAAAGGACAUACCAAAAUCAUGUUGUGCGGGAAUGCCCCAAAAGUGCAAUGUAACUUUGGCCUAUGAGCAUGGAUGCAGCAACUCAAUUUCGAAAAUGUUCUGGAUACUGAGUGGAAUUUCUCUUGGAAUCCUUCUAAUCGAGCUCUUGGCGAUGGUGUUCUCAUGUUGUCUUUACCAAAAGAUUGGAAAAGCUGAGUAACGAGUCAAAAUGGCUGAAAUAAACGAUGAUUAUAUGUUUCCUGAUUGGGAUCAUCAUCACCAUAUUGCAUAAGACUGAGUGCUUAAUUAUUAUUUCAAUAUAUCAUUUUCAUUGAUGCCGUCUAUUAACUCGGGAUAGUGACACACAUUAUGUAUGCCACUUCUUUUCCAUUAAUGCAUGCUGCCCAAGAAAAAUUAACUUUCUAUUGGGUUUUCGAUUCAAGAAUGGACAAGAAAAGUCGAGCUCUGAUAUAAUGUAUCGUGUACAGUUGGAUAUGGAUGGCCAUUAUGCCAAUAGUAUAAUGUUGCAUGAUAAAUAACGUUAGACCGUAUAGUUGUACAUCGUAGUACUAAUCAUUUUGAAGAACUUAGACGGCUUCACUCAUUUUUACAUUAUCCUAGCCUUUCUUUUAAACUGUCGGAAUAUUCAAUUGUGUAUUAACUUCACGUAUGAAUAAAUGAAGAUAGUAAUAAUGGAA